UCAUGGCGGUGGACCUAUCGAUAUCGAAAUCCGAGUACAUGGAGUCGGCAUCUUCUUGCCUAGCGUGAACCUAGUACGUGAGCCUGAAUCCAGUCGAUCCAAGUUUUGGAGAAGGAUCCCCUUACCCACCCCCCGCCGGAAAGCAAUCGAUCCCCCGCAGCCGCGUCACGCCGUCGGCCUCAGGCCCCCGCCGCUGCGUCACGCCGUCGGCCUCAGGCCCCCGCUGCUGCGUCACGCCGUCGGCCUCAGGCUCCGCGGCUGCGUCACGCCGUCGGCCUCAGGCUCCGCGGCUGCGUCACGCCGUCGGCCUCAGCCCCCCGCCGCUGCGUCACGCCGUCGGUGUCAGGCCCCGCCGCUGCGUCACGCCGUCGACCUUAAGCCUCCGCCGCUGCGGCACGCCGUCGACCUCAAGCCUCCGGAGUCAGGCCUCCGCCGCUGCGUCACGCGGUCAUGGGUCGCCGUGGCAAGAAGCGUCAGACCCAUGAGAAGAAGCCGCAUGUCAAUGCCGCGCGUCCUUCACUCCCUUCUUUUCUGGAGUCGGUCGAUAAGGAAUAUAUACUGUAUUUCAGCCUAGAUGGUGAGCCAAUGGAUGUUUUGCGCAGCUAUAUCAAAUAUGUAAGAUCAGUAUGGUCCCUGGGCUUCAAACGUGGCCUCAAGAUCGACGCCACGAAAGUUUUUGGAACACACCAGAGAAUUUGCACGACACCGAUAGAAGGCGCAGUUUAUGUUGUCGUGCAGUUGGGAAACUUGUUAGCUGUUUUUGUCAUAAAAGGUGACGAGUGGUGGCUCAAAGGAUACUACUUGGGAAACAAAGCUAUCGAAUUUGACCCUGGUACAGAAGGCAAACAGUACAUCAAAGGGUCAGUGCUCUUAAAUUUCACCGGAAACCACUACAGAAUUUCUGAAGGGGACCCUGGAUCGCUAUACGUGGGUCAUGAAUCCCUCGUAGUUGCUGUGAAAGAUGUGAUCCUGAGUAAUGGAAGACCCAAGAGGACAUCUCUAGGAGUAAUUGAGACGUACCUCUGCGAAGGUCCAAGGCUUAAGGAGGCUUAUGACGCCCUCAAGCUUUCUCUUGUUUUGAAACAUGUUAGCCGCCUUGAGUACGUGAAUUCUCUGAUAACAAUGCUGAUUCGGCAAUGGCAAACACUGAGCUUCAACUUGAUGCACUAUAUACGUGAUCUUGAGAUAGGAGAAACUCCGAAGCCACUGAGAGCAAUAUUCGAAAUUCCUGGAUCAGAUUCGCCCGAAUGGAUCGUGUCAAACGUCAAAAUGCUCUACGUCAAUGCCCUGAAACAGAGCGAUGACAUAGCAGGUUUUGGGAUGCCGUCUGGGCGCAAGGGUGGAGGUACGACACAGGAUGUGACUCUAGCAUCCUAUUAUCCACCUAAGAGGCACUUGUCUACUGCAGGGUAUUGGGUGCAGGGUCUAUCGACUGGACUGAUUGGAACAUUCUCUCGGGAUCAAGUUAGCAGCCUUGGCUGUAUGGUUGUGCUCAGGCGCCACCAGACAACAAGUGUCUUUGAAAGAUCACUCUUCCAAGAGCUGUAUGACUGGAAGUCCCGUGCUCCAACAGUGAGUGGGCAAAAUAGUCAUAGAUCUCCUAUGCUUGCCAUGGUAAGUGAGGCCACAUCCUCCCAAAAUCAGGCUCUUCAUUCUGGAUGCUUCAGUAAUCUUCGAAUACAUCAAGCUAAAGCAGCUUCUCAGUAAUUUUCGUUGAGAGUCAGGCCACCUGAUCCCGCCCGAUGCUGGCCGGAAGAGAGACUGGAGAGAUGCGUGGAGCUUUGUAUAUGAUCCAGUUAGCUCUUGGUUGAGUCUUCCUGAAGUGGUGACUGGCGUUAUGCUGUGGCGGAGCACGCCGCCGGCGCACACGAGCUGCCCGCGGUGGCUAGUGGCGGUGGUGCUGCGUGCAACCAGAGAGAGAUGGCUGUGACUCCUUCAAUAAGAUAUGAAAAAGGAAUGGAUUUUAUCACUGAAGUAGGAUCUUUGUGAGGUUGUGCAAACUACUUGUAAAAAGUAUAAAGAGAAGUUUUUUUUUU
Molecule: messenger RNA, 2036 nt
Organism: Triticum aestivum (bread wheat)
Lineage: Eukaryota; Viridiplantae; Streptophyta; Magnoliopsida; Poales; Poaceae
Exons: 2
Coding region: 451-1707 (418 amino acids)
Source: RefSeq, a predicted model, not a curated record